UGGCUGUGUGUGGCUGUACAUUUUUUCCCCCCUCGCAGUGUUAUUGUAUCUUGAGAACAACAGAGGCAACUCGGACAGAUAGAAGUUACAGGAAGUUACACUCAAGGGAGUGGUGAGGGAGAGAGGAGAAGAAGGAGGCGAAAGGAGGUCUGUUUUGCCUUUGGAUUAGUAUAGACGGGCUAUUCUAUACUACCAUGGCCUCAGGAGGAUCUUCCAAUGAUGAGCAAAACACAACAGAUGAGCAAAUUACUGAGGCCAUCAUGAUGAGGGUUCUGCGAGAUGAGCUGAGGCAGGCUGAGCUUCCUGCAGGGGUAGCCAUGCCUCCUCUUCCUGAGACGAAGCCCUUACCUGAUAAAGACGACAUCCUGACCACCCAGCUUGCCCAGACCAUCAAGAUCAUCGGAGAUGACCUCGUCAAACACAAGCCGCUAAACGACACUAUCGAUGGGCUGGCGAGGACUAUUAUGGCCAACCCCCAGUCUUUCUCCCAGAACAUAUUCCAGGUGGCACAGCAGGUCUUUGCAGACGGCAUCAACUGGGGCAGGAUAGUCGUGCUGAUCUACACCGUCGCAAAGCUCAUUGUAAAGAUGGUGUUGGCUCGUCUGCCAGAGCAGGUCACAGCCAUCCUGUCCUGGACUCUUGACUACUUCAAGACCAACUUGCUGCAGUGGGUCAUCAAGAUGGGAGGAUGGUUUUGCAGCAUCGCUCCCAUCACUUGCUUCCGGAUCGAGUCGGUACCGGGUCUCAUCCCCACAGAGCCUCCCUCUGGCCAGGCCAUCGGGCUCGCAUGCUUCCUGGGCGGCAUCGUACUGGGAAGCUGCCUCGUUCUUGUGCUGAAAGGCAAAACUCAACACUGAGGGAAGGGAGGAGCAUGCUGCCCUACAAAGGCAAAGUGCUGUAACCAGGGUCGGAUUAAGAGAGACUGGGGCCCCUAGGCUACAGAUUGCUUUUGGGCCCCCUGGAGGACAAAUUUCUUGAUAAAUUUACAUAGACAGUGUCAUAAUUAUGAGAUAGGAGUUAAGGAAAACAUGUCUACCAACUGUACGCAACACCACAGGUGAAUUUUUCAAUAUUGCGUCAUGUCACAAUUGUAGAAUUUUUCACUUUUAGCCAUUCAGGGGGCCCCUGGGAGGUGGGGGCCCCUAGGCUGCAGCAAUAUCUAGCCUGUGCAUUAAUCCGGACCUGGCUGUAACUAGACCAACAGAAACUGAGACAAAUGCAGUCAAAGCCUUGAUAUGAUAUAAGGUUGGAUAUUGUAAUUACUGCCAAUUUGUCAAAGCAAUAUCUCUAGAAAAGGGGGACACAUUUGGAGCCCCAAGGUUUUGUCACAAGAUAAAGGGGAUGUAAUGACUACUUUUUUCAGUCUAAACUCAAUUUUGACUACAUAUAUCGUCAAACUUUGCAGUUGAACUUUGCCUUUGUAGGGCAGCGAUGACGUUGCCUGGCUCUUGCCCGACCUGUAGUUCCACGCAGCUUCAUGAGCUCCAGAGCUCAAAACGCACAGAGGUCUGGUAGGAACCAGGAUAGUGAUGACGAGGGACUAUGGGUAGAGAUCAGGCUUGUACGAAAUUCCGAACUGGAUGAAUUUGAACUCAAAGUAAUGCCAUAAUACUAACACUAGGUGGUGUCAUUACCUUGAAUUUCUUUGAAUUUAAGCUACACCACCCAUUGAGAUUAUAUAGAACACCACCACCUAGUGUUCGUAUUAUGGCAUUACAUUGAAUUCAAAUUCAGCCAAUUCGGAAUUUCGUACAAGCCUGGUAGAGAUGUCUAGAUGAACACUUCCAAUUGUAGCGAUGGAAUUUUAGGAUGUAGUAGCAGCAGUGCCAAUUAUGACAAUGUUUUUUUUUUGCUUUCUCAUCUACACUAUACUAUCAAAUCUAGCAUAGCACAAGUAUGUUAAUCAAUGUAUAUUUUCCAAGUAUCAAUGCUCUAUUUUUUCAUGUAUUUUUUUAACCAUUCAAAAACACCAGCAAUAAUAGUGUGGUAUCCGUCAUAGGAUAACCCUGUGGUUCUCAAACUUGGGGGUCGGGAUCCCUAAAUCCAGGCUCAAACUACACGACUCACAAUUGUGUCCGAUUUUGACGUUGGGGUGCACCGCACACUAGAAGGGAAUCGCAACUGUCAAUCUUAUCGCUGCUCCCAGCCACCGAGACAAUGCCCAACGUUCUAUUUCCAGUCGCAAAUAUCAAACAGCGUUUGAAUUCUACGGUUUGUGAUCGGCGACUCUCUGAGCUGUUAAAGUUCUAUCUUAGAACGUCGCACACGACGAGGAAAUCUUCCCCGACAAUCGCCUGCGAUGGUCCUGGGGGGUAACAUUCCAGCGAUUGUUGUAAGGGGGGUUUUCAGCUGAGAAUCGGGCCGAUAGUCGCGUAGUUUGAGCCAGGUUUAAGGGGGUCACGGGGGUAGUGAAGGGUGCUCGCGGACCAAAGGGACAGUGCAUAAAAAUGGGAACUCCACAGUUUAGCAGCUAAUAGCUUAUAGAUGUACAAAUGUAUUUGCUUUCCUGUGGAUUACUAGCAAUAUUAGCGGACAGACUAUUAAUGGAAAAUCUAGCAAUAUUAAUGGACAAAGAAGUUUCUCCAUUAAUAUUGCCAUUAAGAUUUUCCAUGAAUAGUUUGUCCGCUAAUAUUGCUAGAAAUCCAUUGCUAGGCCAAGACUAUGGUGGGUGGGUACGGGGGUGUCACAAAAAUAUUCUUGAGUCCAAAAGGGCAAGAGGGGGUUCCCGCUGAAUAAGUUUGGGAACCACUGGGCUAAUCAAUGGAUACCUAAACUCCACCGGGAUCCAAUCACAAAAGUGCCAUUUAGAAAAGAAAAGUAGAUGUUUUACAUCAGGAAACGUGGAAUCUACCUCCUGUCCCCAAUCAACUAAUUUAAUAAUCAGGUACACGUCUUUGUUUAUAGCUCUGCUUCUGAAUAUUUAUUCGUGAGAAAGUUUACAAUAUAAGAGGCCGUUAUGGAAUUUCAUGAAGUAAGAUGUGAUAAUGGGUUAUUUUGGGUGUGGGAAUUUCUCUUUUUAAAUAACAUGAAUUUCAUACUGUGUACAUCAUACUUUUUCACUGUGAUUUGACAUUAUAUAUAUAUUUAUAAAAUAUGUAUUGCAUGACAAAUACAACUCCUGCCCCACACUUACAGCA
Molecule: messenger RNA, 3137 nt
Organism: Engraulis encrasicolus (European anchovy)
Lineage: Eukaryota; Metazoa; Chordata; Actinopteri; Clupeiformes; Engraulidae
Product: apoptosis regulator BAX-like
Exons: 8
Coding region: 195-857 (220 amino acids)
Biological process (GO): extrinsic apoptotic signaling pathway in absence of ligand; mitochondrial fusion; intrinsic apoptotic signaling pathway in response to DNA damage
Cellular component (GO): mitochondrial outer membrane
Molecular function (GO): channel activity; protein heterodimerization activity; protein homodimerization activity
Source: RefSeq, a predicted model, not a curated record